Molecule: messenger RNA, 1710 nt
Organism: Ramularia collo-cygni
Lineage: Eukaryota; Fungi; Ascomycota; Dothideomycetes; Mycosphaerellales; Mycosphaerellaceae
Exons: 1
Coding region: 1-1710 (569 amino acids)
Source: RefSeq, a predicted model, not a curated record
AUGAAGAUUGGAGUGCGGAUUGUGUCGCUACUGGCGAUUUCCAUCACAGGGGCUUUCCUCCUCCUUCUCCUCCAUCAAUAUCGACAAUGGACGGAGCGGAAUAUACGGCCCGCGGGUCAUUUCACGGAAAGCUGCUCGCUGGACGACAAUCAUUGGAUCGAUGACAUGAUUCGCGAUGCGGAAUGGAAAUCCGAGCAUUUUCUCGAAGCGGAUCCGACCAGUCUUGCAAUCGCAGCGGCGGCAUAUCGAGUGCGAAGAGGUCGACAUCCCCCGCCGGGCUUUGAUGUGUGGUUUGCGUGGGGGAAAAAGCAUCAUCGGGUCAUGGUCGAGGAGUUUUUUGAUCAGAUUUAUGAAGAUUUGGAGCCUUAUUGGGGUGUCUCCCCUCAAAACAUUCGAGAUUCCGUUGAUUCAUGGCCUUCUGAUGUUCUUGGAAUUCGGAAUGGAAAAGUACUGGACUUCAACAAGGAGAGAUUUCGGACUCGGACUUGGGCCAUGAUGUUAAAGGAGAUUUCACCUUUUCUCCCAGAUGUUGACUUGGCUGUCAACGCACUGGACGAGCCUCGGAUCUUGGUGUCCAAGGAUGUGAUGGAUGGGCAUCUCCAAGACGCAUCCAAGCAGAAGAUACGCAUGAUGUCCAUUCCUACUUCCCAAAUUUCUCCCACUUUCCAACGACGGAAGAUGGAGCAAAGCAGUGCACCAAAAGCCCGAAUGGAUGUCACAAAUGUGGACUCCUACCACGCCGCGUUGAAAGCCAGUUGCGGAGAUGGCCAUCCCACCAUCAACAACCCAUCCUCCAUCAAAACCAACACCAUGGUAGCACAGGAUAUCUGCGCAAACCCCCACCUCACAUCACAACACGGCUUCCUCAUCGAACCAGCAACCAUUCAUUUCUCCACCUCCCUGAUCCCAGUCUUCAGCGCUUCCAAAACCAGCAUCAACAACGACAUCCUCCUCCCCGAACCCGCCUACUACUACGACCAAUUCCACCUCUUCUCCUCCCAAGACUUCUGGUCCUACUUCCGAAGCCCCAUCCCCUGGACCCACAAAACCCACGCCCUCAUCUGGAGAGGAGGUGCAACAGGCGGCAUCCCCCGUCCCACCACCUGGUCAAACUUCCACCGCCACCGCUUCGUCACAGCAAUGAACGCCACCACCACCACCACCACCGACAAACCCCCCGAAAUCUCCCCCGAAUGGCUCCACCAAAUCAGCAACGUAGCCUUCACAUCCCUCUCCUGCAACCCCCACCUCUCCACCCCCGAAACCUGCAACGCCCUCACCCAGCACUUCCACCUCGAAUCCCACCUCCCAAUGCACCAACAAUUCACCCACAAAUACCUCCCCGACAUCGACGGAAACACUCUCUCASGCCGUUUUCGAGAAUUCCUCCUCAGCACCAGCGCGCCCUUGAAAUCCACCAUUUUCAAAGAAUGGCAUGAUCAUCGCCUCCUGGCGUGGAAACAUUACAUUCCCGUGAGCAUUGCUUUGGGGGAGGAGAUUUAUGAAAUUUUGAGAUUCUUUUUGGGGGAUGAGAGGGUUUGUGCGAAUGAUGCCGCUGGGGAGAGAAUUGCGGGGAGUGGCAAGGGGUGGGCGGAGAGGGUGUUGGGGAGGGAGGAUAUGUUGUUGUAUUUGUGGAGGGUUGUGUUGGAGUUUGCGAGGGUUGGGGAGGAGGAGAGGGAUUUGGUGGGGUUUGUGGGGGAUUUGUUGUGA